ACGUGAUUUCAGGAAGUGUCGUUAAACACCAGGAAGUUGUAAACAAAGCUGACAGCUACUGAGUUAACUGUUAAUUGCACCUACAUGGAUGGGGAACUAGCUGAAUAAAGAGGCGAUAUUGGUUAAUUCUAUGUAAUCAAGCUUACCGAUUUUCAUGUAACGAUAACUUUGCGGUUAUUCCGUGGAUCUGUUUCUCUGAGGUGCCGUUACCUGUCUUCCGUUUCAGCGCUUUUGAGGGGAAGAAAAAAAAAAAAAAAAGAUACAGUUUUUGCGGACGUCGGAGCAGUCGUUCCCGCAUCGAAAGUAAACAUUAGUCGUCUAAUAUUUACCCGAUCUAGACUGGUUUAAUACCGCCGGCUUCAACACCGAGAGGGAUUUAUUUUUUGUUAGCUAAACAACAAUGUCCACAUCCAACGCCAGCUUCAAGAACAAAUGUGUUGCCCAAGUGAACUGCAUCUUCUGUGACAGUCUGCUCUGCACCAGGGGGAUGAAGGCUGUGCUUCUUGCUGACACCGAAGUUGAGCUCUUUUCCACGGAUAUACCUCCAAACAGAACUGUUGACUUUGUGGCCAGCUGCUACUCCACUGAAAGCUGCAAAUGCAAACUGAGGGACAUCGCUUGUCUUAAAUGUGGCAAUGUUGUGGGUUAUCAUGUGGUUGCCCCCUGCAAACCCUGCCUGCUGUCAUGUAACAACGGCCAUUUCUGGAUGUUCAACAGCGACGCUGUGUCUACUCUCAACAGACUUGAUGCUACGGGUCUGAAUUUGCUCCUGUGGGGAGAUCUUCCAGAGCUGGAUGACAGUGAAAACGAAGAAUCAGAAAGCCCAUCAGAGGAGGAAUGCAUUAGGUAGAGUGGAACAUUGACAAUGUAAGAGGACCUUGGUGGUUGACAUUCAUUUGGGGGCAGGUGGACCUAGGAGAGUGUACAGACCUUGCUGGGAGGAGACCGAAAACAGGAGCAUUAAAGGGUAAUUGAACACUGAAUCACAUAAGGCUGAUAAGCUCUGCUGUAAUCUUCUGUGUUGGCUGGAACUGCAGCCUCUAACCAUUCCUCAAACAGUGAUGGAGCAGCAGGUGUUUCACCUUUGAGGGAUAGUGGAGAACACCUGCUGUGACUUCAUGAGACGGGGUUUGGUUGUAAAGCACACCUGCACCAAAGUUUUUGUGUUGAAUUACCCUUUAAGCUGUGGCCAUACCUUUCUUUUUUACUUUACACAGUUAAAGCACAGAUCAUUUAUUAUAAAACAUGUAGCUGAGGAGACCUGAGGACAUUCUUGACUCUUAUGACAUCUUAUAACUUUGAAAAAAGCGCCAGUAUAAGUUAGCUGUGAAUGCUAUUCAGUGUUUAUUUUAAGUCAGACUCUAUGAAAGGAUGGUCACAGCUCACCCAGUUAUAAUCUGUGCACUUAAGCCAGAAUUGAGAGUUUUGUCUUAAAGGCCUAAACGUGUUCUCGCUGUGUGGCUUGGUGCUGAAUGAAACCUCGAGUGCUUUUUCAAUCUCACAUAUUAGAGAAAUGGCACAAAUAUUAUUAAAAGAUGUACAAGUUCCUUGCUUUUUAAAAGGACAUAGUAUUGAAGAUACUGUACAAUUUCAAAUUGUAUAUAAGUGAAAGAUGUUGCCAUGCAUAGAUUUUUUGUUUUGUUUUGUUUGUACACUUGUGAUUGCAUCAUAUUUAGCAUUUAACCCAAAGGUACAUCAGAGUAUAACAGCUUUCCUUACUAACAUACUUACUAAGGAAUAUGAUGUGAUUCAACAAAAAAUUGAAUUAACUGCUGAGUUGUGACAUAAAUGAAUAUAUAAAGGGAAACAAGUCUAAUGUGAUGAAGUGUGGGGGGACGGACGCAUAAAACCUGAGCUUUAAGAGGAUGUCAGAAUCCAUACUAAGUUUACCUGCACCACCUGUGGAGAAAGAGAAGACUCAAUCAAGGGGUCAUUUGAAAAAAAUCAUGGAUUGUGUUAAAAUAUUUGCCUUUUAUAAAUGAGCCUUCUCAUUUAAAAGCUGAGUCUUGUAAUUAGAGGAUCGAUUAUCAGAGCAUCUCAUAUUUUUGAAGAAAACUGUUCAACGUGGUACAGUGGAUUGUGAAGGUUACAAGUUUUAGUUUUAAAACCUCAUUCAUAUUAUGUUUGCUGUCAAUGAAGCACAGUGAGAUUCUGUUCGUUAGAGUUCAAACUCAAAGGGCUCUGGGUCAACUCGCCCCUUCGCCAGUUCGUACCUCCAUGUUGCCAUUUUGUCCAUUCUUACUUCUGCUUUGUACCCGUGAACAAACAGUUUCAUACUUAAAUACUUAACCAUUGUGCAUUUGUUUGUUUCACUUAGUAAUUAAGUGUUUUUGAAGAAUUAUGUAGAUGGUCAUAACAUGCUAAAAUCCCACAUAAUUUACAGUAAUUGUACACUAUGUAUUGAAGACAUUAAAUUAUUCCCUGUUUUCCACUGAUUGUGGUUCUGAUCUCAUUAAUAUGACAGAUUAUGACCCCUGAUCAAAUUAAAAUUUCAUUUGAGAAGAAGUUGGACACGAAACCUGCAAGAGUACGAAAUUGCGAAGGGGCGACGUGAACUCGAAGCAAUUGGUUUUUAUUUGUUCUUCUGCAUCUUUGAGCUCUUGCAUCAUUGCUGUGCCCGGGUAAUACUAUGAUGCUCUCUUAAAGUAACAGUGAUUCUCGAAGUGAAUGAAAUUUUCUUGUGUUGUUUUCAGUUGCUGUAAGGGAAUCAAACAUUGAAUGUUUGUUUUUUGUUUUUUUUUUAACCUAAAAGCUUCGGAUAAAAAAAGAUGGCUUCUUGCCAAGUGACUGAGCCCCUGUGUUUAUCUAUGCUGCAGCUUUUAAUUCUGACGGGAAAAAAACCCCACAUUUACAGAAGAGGAAAUCUUCAGCUUUUUUUUCUAAAUAAAAACUGACAGGCUGUAACUUUUAGACCAAUUUCUGUCUGUGUGUAUGAAAUGAUGCAUUAGCUUGAUAUUUAUUAAAUCCAAACACCAAAAGUACUGUUUUUUUUUUUUUUUUCUCAAGUCUUUUUAACAAAUGCUUUGAUUUGUAUUGUGCUAAUAUUUCUGUUCUCAUAUUUAAUGUGUUGACCUGUAGUGUUUUGUUUUGUACAUUAAGGGUCGGAUGUGUAAAGUUUUACCUCAACACGGUAUGGUGUGUGAAUUACCUCUGGCUAGGAUAUUUGUUAAAAGAUAUUUAAAUAUUUAAAAGGCUGUUUCUGACGGUUGAUUAACAUGCCCAUAUGGAAUAUAUAUAUAUACAUAUAUAUAUAUAUAUAUAUAUAUAUAUAUAUAUAUAUAUAUAUAUAUAUAUAUAUAUUGUAAUUGCACUAAAACUGCUCUGGUAGUUUAAACAGGUGUGUUUUGUAUGCUUGUUAAGUUAAUAAACUUUUUUUUUUUUUUUUCAAUU
Molecule: messenger RNA, 3390 nt
Organism: Girardinichthys multiradiatus
Lineage: Eukaryota; Metazoa; Chordata; Actinopteri; Cyprinodontiformes; Goodeidae
Gene: fam72a
Product: family with sequence similarity 72 member A
Exons: 4
Coding region: 401-850 (149 amino acids)
Cellular component (GO): cytosol
Source: RefSeq, a predicted model, not a curated record